This is a messenger RNA of Leptidea sinapis, 3489 nucleotides long. Its product is annotated as MFS-type transporter SLC18B1-like. Bases 61 to 1572 code for a protein of 503 amino acids. The transcript is spliced from 10 exons. The record is from RefSeq and is a predicted model, not a curated record. Gene Ontology annotation, biological process: transmembrane transport. Lineage: Eukaryota; Metazoa; Arthropoda; Insecta; Lepidoptera; Pieridae. Gene Ontology annotation, molecular function: transmembrane transporter activity.
AUUGUGCUAUUUAACAUUUCUGUUGACCCGUCUGUCUGUCGCUAAUGUAAUAUUUUAAUAAUGCGUCUUCAAUUUACGAGCAGACAAUGGUCUACGGUUGUUGUGAUAUCAAUCGCAGAUUUUUGCAACGCGAUAUGUGUUGCGUUGCAGGCACCGUUCUUUCCCCAAGAGGCAGAGAAGAAAGGUUGUUCGGCGACAGAAUAUGGCCUCGUUUUCGGUGUGUUCGAGCUAGUUGUCUUUGCUGUGAGUCCUUUGUACGGAGCCCAUUUGAACCGGCUGGGACCUAAGGUUGUCUUCAAUGCGGGAAUAUUAACCACGUCGAUUUGUGCUAUAAUGUUUGGGUUUUUAGACAAAGUUGAGGGUCACAUACCAUUUGUAACUCUGGCGUUCGCAAUUAGAAUUAUAGAGGCAUUGGGAAAUGCGGCCUUUCUUACUGCGUCCUUUGCUAUUAUUGCGAAAGAGUUCCCGAAUAAUGUGGCAACCAUGUUUGCGUCGUUAGAAACAUUUUUUGGGCUAGGUCUCAUCGCAGGCCCCAUGAUAGGAGGGGCCCUGUACAGCUGGGGUGGUUACUGUUUGCCUUUCGCAGUGCUUGGGUUUACACUUCUUUGCACUGCCCUGCUGUGUUACGUCACGCUGCCGAAGUCAGCUGACGACGAAGAUGUUAGACCAACUGGACCAUCGAUGAUGAAUCUUCUACGAGUUCCUGGCGUGCUGUUAGCGGCCAUCACCAUCAUCUCCACCAGCAUGAGCAUAGGAUUUUUACAAGCGACGUUAGAACCGCACUUACGACAGUUCAACUUUUCGCCGGUGAUACUCGGGGUGAUAUUCAUAAUAAACGGUGGUAUAUACGCGCUGUCAGCUCCGGGCUGGGGCUGGCUGUGUGACCAUCACUCCGUCAAGGCGAAGGUGGUCACCGUCAUCGGUCACGUGUUCGUUGUCGCUGCUUUCCUAUUGGUCGGACCUGCGCCCUUUUUUGAUAUGCCCACAACGCUUUGGGUAACUAUUCUUGGGUUGGUACUCCACGGCUUUGGCAUGGGAAGUCUUCUUGUGUCGUCGUUCUCAGAUGCUCUUGGAACUGCAAUUUCGAGUGGCUUGCCAAACUCAAUAGAAACUUAUGGCCUAGUUUCUGGUAUGUGGACAUCAACGUUCGCUCUUGGCGCCUUCUUCGGCCCGAGCAUUGCAGGCUUGCUGUUUGACUCAAUCGGCUUCAGAUGUGCAACGCUUUUUAUAUCUGUUCUACAUGUUAUAACGAUGCUGCUGGUAAUAAUAUACAUAUGUAUCUGCGAUCGACCCAGAAUGGAGGUAUCAGUGUCGGCGGGAGACCUUCUUCAGAUCGAUGGAACCUUGGACGAGAGUGUGCUUAUCGGAGAGAAGUAUUUACCCACUACGAGACCUAAGAGCCGUCGCUUCGGUAUAACUGUGGAACAAUCUCGACCUCCUGCCAUGAACAGUCUGAUAGCGUGCUCCAGCUUCAAGAACCGCCGUAGUCCCUGGUCCCAGCGAACCCCGCGCUACCGGCCCUCCUAUGGCAGCCUCGACACUAGGUUUAGAGGAACUGUCUCCAUCACGUAGGACAUUGGCCUAAAAGUCCGUAUUUUAUAUAGUCUAGAUAUUAACAAUUGCUGAAAUCAGUUUGUUCACGUUUCUUAAGGGCAUAGAUCUAUGUUAUUAAUAAAUUCGAAAGUAAAGUUAUUCCAAAUGUGAGACUUUUAUGUUCGUCACUACAGAUUUACAUGAAAGGGAGAAGUAAUUUUAAACUUGGAGUUACUUUACACUACGUUUAUUAAUAGGACAGCAUGAGCGUAGCUUUACUGUAAAGAAUGAAUGAAUGAAUGAAUUAAAAUACUAUAUUCAAGUUAAAAAAAUAUUUUACUCAUUGCACAAAAGCUUAUCGCUUACCCUGGUAACCUUAAGUUGUAGAAGAUUUCAUUUAAAAAACUUGACUAGCCCGUUAUACCUUUCACCACAAUACAUUUUUUUUUUUUCAAUUUGCGACUAUAUUAAUCAAUUAAGUGAAAAUAUUUUCUAGUAAUGUAUUUUUUUAAUAUUUUAUAUUUCGUUGUUUAGUAUUAAAACGUUAUUACAGUAGACAGUUUUGCAUAUUUUUUGUACUGAGAACAUGUAGUCAUGUUUCAGAUAUUUAUAGUGUGAUAAAGUAACAAGAAGAGCAUGACUUAACUUGAUUAGUGAUACGCCCUGCCUAUUACAAUCAAAGGCCGCUCAUGAUUCAACAACCAGUGGGAGGCUCCUUUGCACAGGAAGCCGGCUAGGUUAUGGGUAUCACAACGGCGCCUAUUUCUGCUGUAAAGCAGUAAUGUGUAAACAUUACUGUGUUUAGGUCUGAAGGGCGCCGUAGCUAGUGAAAUUACUGGGCAAAUGAGACUUAUCUUAUGUCUCAAAUUUUUUUCACUCAGAAUUUUUAGGUUUUUCAAGAAUCCUGAGCGCCAUUGCAAUGUAAUGGGUAGAGCGUAUCAAUUACCAUGAGCUGAACGUCCUGCUCGUCUCGUCCUUUAUUUUCAUAAAAAUAAGCAAUAUUCAAGGCGACACCAAUUAAUGCCAGCGACCUUGAGUGAUAGCAGUUCAUUUAACGGCUACCCGCCCGCCAUCUAUGUAACAAAAUAGUAAAACAAAGUAAACCUGAACCUAAUAUAAAUAGGUCAAAACUAAUAAUACCACACGCGCUCUAAUAGGUGAAGGUAGGCAGACACUCUGUAUGUGCAAGUGUAAGGUCUGGCAACGUCGCAGUUCGAAUAUCAUCUUUAGCAAAGCAUAAUGAAGCGCCUGAUCAUAUUCUCGAGCAAAAUUCUUGCGUGUAAUUUUUGUAAUAUUUUAACGGGCGCAAACAGUUUAUACGUUUACAAUCCUUGUUAUUGAUUACUAAUCUAAAUAAAUGUACCUACACAAAAAAGUAUAAGCUGUAAGUAUAGCACUUAUCUGAGUUUCGUACAAAACAAAUGUGCCUUUUCGAGAAAAAACCAGUUCAACUAUAAUGAAAAAUGGUAGUUGAAAUACCUCUGGAGUGUUAACUUUAACCAAUAGCAAGGAUUGACAACCUACAAAAAAGACUUAAGGGUAUGUGUAACUAUAUAUAUAUACUAUAUUUUCACCAUAAAACUUGCCUUAAAACUACUGCUGCGUCACAGCACUCACGGCUUACCAGUAAUAAAGCUAGUACAUGCGCCCUUCAAACAGAAACAAUAAUACUCUAACAUUACUAUUUAAUGAGAAACAGAGAAAAAGCACAUUUUAUUUGAAGGUAAGCCCUUAAAAAAUAAAGAGUGAAGACGACGAUAAUCAGAUUAAUUACUACCUAAUGAUGAUUUAGUUGUCGACUUAAUUGAGGAUUGUCUAGUGUUAUAAUAUCUUAAGUUAAAAUAAUGCAUUUAUAUGUUGUUAGAUAAUUUGUGAAUUGACUUUUUCUUGAAUUAUUAACUAUCAUAUCUAUAAAUACAUCACCAUACAGCAUUUAAAAAAUGUUAUGAAAUAUCU